GAAAAAUACAUUGGAGUAUAUAUCACCUCUAUUAUAGAGUUUCUUUAUUUUAGAGGUGAAAAUAGCAAAAUACAUUGGAGAUGGUCUUAUACACAUUUUAUUGUUGGCAAAAUCCAGAUUUAAGAUAAUUCCAUCUUUUACCAAAAAAUUAAGAGACGAUAGAUGACAAUCAUUCAAACAAAAAAUUAAUAGUUUUUGUGAUCCAACAAAGUUAAAUUAGACUUUCAAACAUAAUCAACACAUACAUUUCUUGCAUACAUAUGCUAAGGAAUUAUGAUGCUCAUGUGGGUAGCAAUCAUACUUUCAUUAAUAAUCAUAUGAUAUUGGAAACAUUUAUGAGUAGAAUUUCACUUUACUCAGACUGUGUUAUAUGUGGAUAUACUCAGUCUAUACAAUAAAAACACUCUAUGAGUUAUAUGAUCAUAUUUUGUGUACAUAGUCUACAUGUGGGUAACUAAUUAUUACUCAAAAUUAAUAUCAAAUACUUAUUUGAACAGUAAUUUUCAUUUAGCAAAUCAUUUAGAGUAAAGUCAAUGUUGUAAUAUCUAAACUCUAAUUUAAUUUGGCACUUUAUAUAACUUAUUGUUUUAUAAAAAUCAUGCAUUUUUUUUUAAUUUGAUUCAAUAUGAUUUAUGUAUAGAUAAACUUAUGCAUUCGUUAUUUCUCAUUUCAGAGAUCAGAAUAGAAUACACACAUAUAAGGUAUGAUUCAUGAUUUCCGAAAAACUCUUGUAUGUUUUAUACAUACAAAUUAAACAUUAAUGUAGACCUAAUUUUCAUUACCUAAGUAUAGAUCUAAUUUCAUCAUCUAAAUAUAAAUCUGUUAUACUUUCCGGAUUAGCUAUAUGUUUAUUACCAUUAGCUCUUAUACCACAUGUAGACAUUAUUUACAUUAACCCUAAGAUCUUUAACAUCUAUACUAAUUAUAUAAUAUAACUAUAACUAGGAUUAGUGGAGUAUCUCAAUUCAUCGUUGCGGAAAUCUUCUUGAAUGGUUUUGAUUUAUGGAAGAUGAGUUCUUGAUCUUUAAGUUGGAGUUAAGACUUAUUUCCUCUUGCCUACAAAAUUUUCUUUAUGUAUUGCUUUUUAGUGUUUGUGAUGUCUUUAAGAUGGAGAAAAGACAUCUAUCUAUAGGUAGAUUUUUUUUUCCUCAUCAAGUUUUGAUUACUUCUUCACCAAGACUUUAUUUCUUUUUGGCAAAUUUAUUUUUUAAUCUCAACCAUCCAUCAAAGUUGAGUAAUGAUAAGUAUUUAGACUUUUAGAAUCAUUCAUUUAUAUGUUGAACUUGUUAUCUUAGAAUGCAUUGAAUUUAAUUCAAAUGUUUUUAUAUUGUUAUAUAUUUCAUGAGUCAUCAAGUGAGAAACUUUGUAAAAUAAGUUAUUUGUCCAUUAGUUAAUCCUUAUUAGAAACUAAACUAUUUUAGUUAUCAUUUUAUUGUUUACCAAGUGUUUUUAGAAUUUAACGAUAUCAAUAAAAUAUAAAUGGACAAUAAAUCUACACAAUGGUAUAGAAAUGUUUAUCUACUAAUGAAUGUAUUUCUUACAAUACCAUGGAAAGUACCGUAACAUGUCUUUUGAUUACAUUUACUUCGUCCGCGAUAGUGGUUGAAAAAUGUUCCAUUUGGCUAAAAACAAACAAAGUAGGUGAGUAUGGGAGUCAUGUGCGGAAACCGCGUGGAAAUUGGACUUCAGGAGACCAUCUCGUUGUUUGUUCAUGUUCAUUCUCCAUCUGUUACCAGCCUGUUUCCCUCAAUAAUUUAUGAAUAGAUUAACAUAUUUAUUCUUGAGAAUGUAACAAUUAAAUGAUCCAAUUACUUGUGAUCGCUACAUCUUUAUUAUCAAUAUUACAACCGUGGUAUCUCAAACUACUCAAGCUAUUUUAAAAAAGCAAGUUAAUAUUUGUAGUUCGCUAAAAAGGUAAAAAAAAAAACUAUAACUAAUUUGUAAUGAACAAUUGCAUAUAUUCUUAUUAUAAAUAAAAAAUAUAUAAAAAAUGUGAAAAUAAUGAAAACUGGUCUAUUGUUGAAGACUCAUAAUGGGAAUGAGAGACUACGGUUCGUAUAUUCUUAUUGAGAUCUCAUCCUUUAAAAAAAAAAAACUGAAAGUAUCUUGGGUUUAUGAAGAAGUCAAACUAAUUUUCAAGAGAAAAAAAAUACAAUUUACAUAUAAACCAUUUAUUAGUAUGCAAAUAGAUAUCAAAAAUAACGUGAUUUACUUUCGCGCAUCAGAUGAAAUUAAGACACAUUGGCGUGUCAAUAUGUCUCUUUACCACUUGACCAUAAUUCACCUUUUUGGCUAUCCUAUAUCCACUAAAUUGUAAAAACAUACUUAUAAAAUUAGUAUGUAUUUUAGUCUAGGAUCCCGAGUUAUUAAAAUCAACUUCGUAUUUAUACAGGUUUUAGAGAUUAUACUGAAAUGUUGGUUUGGAAUGCUUUAUUAUUGAAAGAGAAUAAAAAUAAGAACAAUAGAACAUGUUGGUUUUAUUUAAUAAAGAUAAUGGAAUUUGGAAGGGAAUAUUACUGUAAGUCCAUUAAAAAUAAUGAAGUUGGUAGCUUUGGCCUAUAAAAGGCCAAUAAAGAGACCACAAGGACAAUGUAAACUUGAUCCUUGCUAACUAUCUUCAGUGACUUAAAGACAACCAGUGAAAUUAAACAUGAAGAUAAUCCUCUCCAUAUUCUUUGUUGCCUCAUUUCUUCUAAUCACUUCAUCUCUUGCUUCGGCUACUAUCUCAGGUGGUGGUGGUGCGGUAGCUCCAGCGCCGGAAAUCAAAGAUGGAGCAGAGUUAGAGAAAUGGUGUGGAGGGAAGUGUGAAGUGAGAUGCGAAGAAGCAGGGAUGAAGGAUAGAUGUUUGAAGUAUUGUGGGAUAUGCUGCAAAGAGUGUAAGUGUGUUCCUUCAGGAACUUACGGGAACAAGCAUGAGUGUGCUUGCUAUCGUGACAAGCUUAGCAGCAAAAAGACUCCCAAGUGUCCUUGAUUAUACAUUUCGUUCUCCAUCCAAAUUUUUAAAUAAAUAAAAAAGAAAGAUCCGUUGAACCAAAUAUGUAUGGAUCUUUUGCUAUGAGUUUUUUCCCUUCAAUUGUCCUUUUGUAAUUCCCGGUGUUUUUUUCUUGAUAAGUGAUUCCCGGUGUUAAAUUGGUUUUUAUUAUAAUGUGGAAUUAUACACUUACCAAUCAAUCGAAGCUAUCUAUUACUCCA
Molecule: messenger RNA, 3192 nt
Organism: Brassica rapa (field mustard)
Lineage: Eukaryota; Viridiplantae; Streptophyta; Magnoliopsida; Brassicales; Brassicaceae
Product: gibberellin-regulated protein 7
Source: RefSeq, a predicted model, not a curated record